CUCUCUCCCUCUCUCUCUAUUGGAUUGCCUCUAUAUAAAGCCCACACUCACUACUCUGUGCAUACACGCAGAAAUGGAUUGUGGUGCUACCCUCUUGAAUUUGAGCCUUCCCCACCAUACCAAUCCCCAUAAUGACCGUGACAUCAUCGCCACCGCCGUCGCCGCCACCACCAACACCACCACCACUAACACCAACAGCAAGAACAAAGAAGAGUUAGUUUUUGAUGCCUCGGUCAUCCGGCAGCAGCAGGCCAUUCCCAAGGAGUUCGUGUGGCCCCUGGACGAGCGCAGCUGCGAACUGGACGAGCUCCACGUCCCCCUCAUCGACCUUUGCAGCUUCCUAUCCACCGGCGACACCGCCAAGGCCACAGAGAUGAUUGGCAAAGCUUGCAGUCGCCACGGCUUCUUCCAAGUCAUCAACCAUGGCGUCAGCCCCGACCUCAUUGAUGCUGCCCACUCUCACAUGCGUUCCUUCUUCGAACUCACCCUGCCCAAGAAACAGAGAGCGCAGAGGAAGGUCGGAGAGAGCUGCGGCUACGCCAGCAGCUUCACCGGCAGGUUCUCCUCUAAGCUCCCCUGGAAGGAAACUCUCUCCUUCGAGCACUCCACUUCGAAUCCCAACGCCGUCAGUCAUUACUUCAAGAGGAUUCUUGGUGACGAGUUCGAAGAAUCGGGACGAGUCUACCAAGACUACUGUGAAGCAAUGAGCAACCUCUCUCUGGGCAUCAUGGAGCUCCUGGCAAUGAGCCUGGGGGUGGACAGAAUGCACUACAGGGAGUUCUUUCAGGGGAACAAUUCAAUUAUGAGGUUGAAUUACUACCCUCCAUGCCAGAGGCCGGACCUUACUCUUGGAACUGGCCCUCACUGUGAUCCUACGUCCCUGACCAUUCUUCACCAGGAUGAUGUUGGAGGCCUCGAAGUGUUCGUUGACGGAAAGUGGCACAAAAUCAGACCCAAUACCAACGCAUUUGUAAUCAACAUAGGCGACACCUUCAUGGCAUUAUCUAAUGGAAGGUAUAAGAGCUGCCUGCACAGGGCAGUAGUGAACAGUGAAACUCCUAGGAAGUCCUUGGCCUUCUUCCUGUGUCCCCAAAUGGACAAGAUUGUGAGGCCCCCAAGAGCGUUGGUAGAUGAGGAGAACCCAAGAAUGUACCCUGACUUCACAUGGUCUGCGCUGCUGGAGUUCACACAGAAGCAUUACAGGGCAGACAUGAAGACCCUCGACACCUUCACCAAGUGGAUUCAGACACCAAUCAACCCGCCAACUCGCUGCUUCUGAGAAGAGAUUGUUUGUAGUCAUUUUUGCCUGUUUCUCCCUUCUUGUGAUCUUUUUUUUCUUCCCUCCUUUGUGGUUCUGCCCCUCCUCAAUCCUGCUGUCGGAUGGAAAUAUGUUCCCGGUGGCCGGAAAAUUGGUUUGAGAGUAGCAAUAAAGAAAGUUGUACAAAUGAGGAGGCAAAAAAGGAAAGGAUGGUGUCCUCUGUGGGGGUAUCGUGGGGGUCCGGAAAAGGGAGCAAGUGAUAAGUUGAAUCAAUGCCAGCAAAAAAGCCUGUGAUCCGUUUCCCACCACAAGCUUCAGAUACUGGUUUGCUUUUUGGGACUGCUAUUACCGAGAGCACCGUAAAUUGUAGGAGUAACUGUAGGAAACCCAAAUGAUCAAGUUAUAUUUCCGGAGCUAA
This is a messenger RNA of Nymphaea colorata (pocket water lily), 1676 nucleotides long. Its product is annotated as gibberellin 20 oxidase 1-D-like. The record is from RefSeq and is a predicted model, not a curated record. The transcript has 3 exons. Gene Ontology annotation, molecular function: gibberellin 20-oxidase activity. NCBI's taxonomy places the organism in Eukaryota, Viridiplantae, Streptophyta, Magnoliopsida, Nymphaeales, Nymphaeaceae. Bases 74 to 1279 code for a protein of 401 amino acids. Gene Ontology annotation, biological process: gibberellin biosynthetic process; response to light stimulus; flower development.